This is a messenger RNA of Anopheles marshallii, 1854 nucleotides long. Its product is annotated as ATP-binding cassette sub-family G member 1-like. The coding region runs from base 1 to 1854 and encodes 617 amino acids. The record is from RefSeq and is a predicted model, not a curated record. Gene Ontology annotation, molecular function: ATP binding; ATP hydrolysis activity; ABC-type transporter activity. Lineage: Eukaryota; Metazoa; Arthropoda; Insecta; Diptera; Culicidae. The transcript has 4 exons. Gene Ontology annotation, cellular component: plasma membrane.
AUGGGUACCGAUACAGCUAUCGUGGUGGAGAAUACUAAAACGGUUGCUGCCCUAUCAACGACACUCGAGUUCCAAGAUGUUUGUUACCACGUUCGUCAUAAGGAUGGUCAGGAUAAACAACUAUUGAGCCACGUAUCGGGGGCGUUCCGUUCCGGUCGUCUAGCUGGCAUACUAGGCCCAUCCGGGGCGGGAAAGUCUACGCUUCUAAACAUUCUCAGUGGAUUUAAGACGAACAAUGUGUCGGGUAACAUACUCCUCAACGGUACACCGAUUGAUAGGCGGAAAUAUCGUCGCGAGGUUUCGUACACACCGCAGGACGUGUGCCUGUUGGGCAACAUUACCGUCACUGAAAGCCUGGAGUUUGCGGCUGACUUGAAACUCUCAAGCGACAUCACGAUGGUGCAAAAAUCCAGCAUGGUAGUGGACGUGCUGAAGCUGCUCGGACUCUCCAAGUGCGCCAACAAUCCGGUUGCCAACAUAUCCGGUGGCGAAAAGAAGCGCCUAUCGAUCGGGUUGGAGUUGAUCUCGAACCCGAAGAUAAUGUUCUUCGACGAGCCAACGAGUGGGCUGGACAUAAUAGCCGCUAUGCAGGUGGUGGCACAUCUGAAAGAUCUGGCAGCGAGUGGUCGAUGUGUGAUCUGUGUCAUACAUCAGCCUAGUUCGAGCAUCUUGCAAAUGUUCGAUGAUCUGUACGUACUGUCCGAGGGUCACUGCUUGUAUCGGGGACCGCUCGAACAGCUGGUGGACACGUUUAAAGGCUGCGGGUUUGACUGUCCAAACUACUACAAUCGUGCUGAUUUUGCACUAGAAAUUGCGAGUCUCAAACAUGAAGGGAACUUGCUGCAGCUAAGGGAACGCGCCAAGCAGCAGGAGAUUGGUGUCUCAGAUGCGAAAGCGGUUCCGAACGAAGGAUCGAACUGCGAUGAGAAGGAUACGAUGUUAAAACCGGCCGUAGACGGUGACUCGCUUAACAGUGCGGGAGAUAGUUCGAGAUCUGCAACCGAUCGUCAGUAUCCAACCUCAGAAUGGGGACAGUUUGUGACCCUUACCCGGCGCACAAUGUUGUGCACGUUUCGUGAUCUGCAGCUGACCAAGAUGCGCUUGCUGGCACAUCUAUUCGUUGGAUUACUGAUCGCCGUUGUAUUCUACAAUGUUGGCAACGAUGGCUCCAAGGUGCUCAGUAAUGCAUCAUGUCUAUUCUUUUUCCUCAUAUUUGUGUUCUUUGCCAACUCGAUGCCAUUAGUAAUGACAUUUCCACUGGAAACAUCCGUAUUCGUCCGCGAAAGAAUGAACAACUGGUACUCACUCAAGGCCUAUUACUUCUCGAAGUUGGUAGCGGACUUUCCAUUUCUGAUACUAGGACCAUCGUUGUUUUUAGCCGGUGCCUACUACUUAACUUCCCAACCGAUGGAACUCGAACGCAUCGUCAUGCUGUGGACUAUUUGCAUCUUCACGAGCUGGGUCGCGCAGAUGACGGGACUGUUGGCUGGCAGUGUGUUACCACUGGAGCUGAGCGUCUUCUGUGUGCCGUGCUCCGUCAUUCCGAUGCUCAUCUUCUGCGGGUUCUUCGUGCGCUUCCGCGAAAUGUUCGAUUUUCUCAUUCCGUUCACGUACAUCGCUUACUUCCGGUACAGCUUCGAGGGAGCUAUGCAAGCGAUCUAUGGGUUCGAUCGGCCGAAUCUACCCUGCUCGGGCGACUUCUGUUACUUCAGCAAGGUGCCCAAGUUUCUGGAAAGCUUUGACAUGCUGGAAAACACGUUCGUGAUGGACGUUUGUGGGUUGCUGGUAUGGAUCUUUCUGCUGCACGUGGCGCUGUAUGCCAGUCUCGCCUGGAGAUUGAAGAGAACCCGAUGA